This is a messenger RNA of Punica granatum (pomegranate), 2198 nucleotides long. Lineage: Eukaryota; Viridiplantae; Streptophyta; Magnoliopsida; Myrtales; Lythraceae. The record is from RefSeq and is a predicted model, not a curated record.
CCGUUUCCACUGCAACAGACCAGAGAAUAGAUGUACGGUACAGAUUUGGACGAAGAUGUACGGUUUUACUUUUACAUAGAGCUUCAAAGGGGAUUAGGCCUUGGAAGCCAUUCUUUCUUCUUCUUAACAGGAAAGGUGGGGAGAGAAAGAGAGAGAGGUCUCGAGUGUGGUCAUUGCUGUGUGUGUUCGUUCUCCCUGAGGAGCUGCUUUCCGGUGGCUUCUGGUGGCAGAGGAGGAGGUGAGCCGUCGGAGCAGGGCGCUGGAGCUACUGGGCUUCAACUGCUCUGCAUUUCCUUGCAUUUUCAGAUGGCUUCCGGUUCCAGGCUGAGAAGAGGAGGUAGCAGUUCCAACGUGGGGAGGUCGAGCGGCUUCAGGCCACGAAGCCCACAUUUCUGCAAAGUGGUGGUCGCCGAGUCACUUCGUCGUGGGAAAAUCGAAAUCCCCCUGAAAUUCGUCAGAAAAUAUGGACAUGACCUGUUAAACCAAGUAGUGCUCAAGGUCCCGGGUAAUGACGAGUGGUUAGUAGCAGUGGAACAGGCUCAUGGCAAACUUUGGCUUGGGGAAGGCUGGAGGGAGUUCCAGGAUCAUUACUGUCUCAUACAAGGAUCCUUUCUACUGUUUCAACUGGACAACCUCAUUGGCUUUCAUGUGUUGAUAUUUGACAGGACUGCCACAGAGAUUGACUAUCCUGCGAGGAAUCCUCGUGGAGUAAGCUCGGAGCUGACUGAUAAAUUUAUUCCAUCUGAGACAAAGGAUGACAGUGAUGAUUCUCUUGCUGAAAACCAUUCUGAUUCUGAGCCCAAACCAGAGCAGAGGCAGUGUAAGCGACGGCGUCGACCUCUCAAGCCUUCAAAACAACGGAGACCUCGAGUGCCAGUCGAAGUUGAUGACAGUUCCUCUGCUUUUUCUCUGAGUACCCAAUCAGAGUAUUCUGCAAAUUCUCUGAGUACCCAUUUGGAGUAUGAAUCUGAUGGCUCAAAACCUGAAAGUAGGAGGCUUGGAGGGCCACAGAGACAGAAGGGAAACCACUUGCCCCGAGGAUCAGCCAGUACAUUUUUUUAGUAACAUAUAAGUUGUGCAUUUCUUUUUCUUAACCUUCUACAUAGAUCUGGAAACAAUUUCUAGCAUAUAUGAUUUCAAAUUAGGAUUUUCUUUGUCAUUGCAUAAUGUAGGUAAAAUAGGAUUGGCGACGCACUAUUUGCCUUCGGGUUCUCUUGAAGCUCUUGAAGCUACGAAAAGAUUUCGACUUUUUAUUUCUAGUUCAAUGAAACUCAUGAAACUCGUGAAGCUCUUGAACUAGAAAUGAAAAGUCGAAAUCUUUUCGCAGCUUCACGAGAACCCGAAGGCAAAUACUGCGUCGCCAAUCCUACUUUACCUACACUAUGCAACGACAAAGAAAAUCCUAAUUUGAAAUCAUAUAUGCUAGAAAUUGUUUCCGGAUCUAUGUAGAAGGUUAAGAAAAAGAAAUGCACAACUCAUAUGUUACUAAAAAAUUGAAUGGACAUUGAGUAUUAUUUUCCUAGAAGCUCUCUUGCUCGGUGUUGCUUCUGUGCCAAUGUAACGGGCUGUUAAUACAUGCUAAACUUCCUUCGUGCUUUAAACAACAAAGUUCCACACCGGUGAAGCCAUUUUAGCUUUUAAAUAUUAUUAAAAGAAUUCUGCUACAGUGUGAUACAACUGAUAAGGGAAUCAUUACUUUUUGCUUCAAUCUUGGCUAUUAUUAUUUUGCGCAGAGCAUAUGUAAAAAUUUCAUGAGCUCAGCAAAGAUAAAGACAGGACUCCCUCCCGUGGAGCUGGGGCAUGAGGGCAAAUCCUGGCCCGUGAAGAUGCUAUGCUACCCAGAGGAGCGCCAGGGUAGGCUCUGCCGUGGUUGGGCUGCUUUCUUGGACAGUAAUGCUGUGCGUGCCGGAGAUGUCUGCUUCUUUGAGCUGCUCAAGAGGAACGUGUUCUACGUUCACAUAUUUAGGUGUUCUGCUCAUUAGUAGUCUUAGCAUGCCAGUCUGAUGGCUGAAUUCACGAGUUUCAUUUUUUUGCAUUGUGCUUAUGCAGAACUACUCUAACUAUGGACUUUAGUUGCCUGUGUAUUAGGUUUCAUCAAUUAUGUGUCGUCUGUGAUCUUAUUUUAUGGGGAUAAUUAGUUGACCUGGUGAAUGACUGGUAUUUCAUUAUCUGAGUAAAUCUUUUGAAAGCUUGCUUUA